UUCUUCUUCUGCUGGUGGAAAGCCCUAAUUACUGCGAUUGCUGAUGGACCUUGGAAAGAAGGCUGCACUGGUGCCCCGCUCCGCAGUCGGACACGCUCGGUUUGCGCCGGACAGGGCGGCCGCUCGCCCGCCGCCCCCCGCCAGCUCCGCGGGCCCCCGCGCUCCCCCGGCCGCGGCUCGGGACGCUACCGCCCGGCUCCUGCGAGCCAGGAUUUUACUCUCGUCUCGCCGUUUCUCCUCCUGCUCCGCUUGGAUUACUUGGCUGCUCCCGCUCGGUGAUCCCGCGCGAUGGAGAAAUCCAGUGCAGUAUUAAUCCACGGAGGUGCUGUGGGGACAGUUGGCAGUACAAUGGCUUCUCAGUACCUCGUAGUGGCUCUGGCCGUUUUCUCCUCUUUUACCCAGGUUGUAAUAGAAGCCAGCUCUUGGUGGUCUUUAGGGAUGAACCCCAUGAACCCCAUGAACCCUGUUCAGAUGUCAGAGGUGUAUAUUAUAGGAGCCCAGCCACUAUGUAGCCAGCUAGCAGGGCUUUCCCAAGGACAGAAGAAACUCUGCCAGUUGUAUCAGGACCAUAUGCAGUUCAUUGGAGAGGGUGCAAAGACGGGCAUUAAGGAGUGCCAGUAUCAAUUCAGACAUAGAAGAUGGAAUUGCAGCACUGUGGACAACAACUCUGUUUUUGGCAGAGUCAUGCAGAUAGGCAGCCGGGAGACGGCGUUCACCUACGCGGUGAGCGCGGCCGGCGUGGUCAACGCCAUGAGCCGCGCCUGCCGGGAGGGCGAGCUGUCCUCCUGCGGCUGCAGCCGCGCCGCGCGCCCCAAGGACCUGCCCCGGGACUGGCUGUGGGGCGGCUGCGGGGACAACAUCGAGUACGGAUAUCGCUUCGCCAAGGAGUUCGUGGACGCGCGCGAGCGCGAGCGAGUCUACCAGCGAGGCUCCUACGAGAGCGCCCGCAUCCUGAUGAACCUGCACAACAACGAGGCCGGCAGAAGAACGGUGUACAACCUGGCUGACGUGGCCUGUAAGUGCCACGGCGUCUCCGGCUCCUGCAGCCUGAAGACCUGCUGGCUGCAGCUCGCCGACUUCCGCAAGGUGGGCGAUGCCCUGAAGGAGAAAUACGACAGCGCCGCCGCCAUGAAGCUCAACAGCCGGGGGAAGCUGGUGCAGGUGAACAGCCGCUUCAACGCCCCCACCAUCCACGACCUGGUGUACAUCGACCCCAGCCCCGACUACUGCGUGCGCAACGAGAGCACCGGCUCCCUGGGCACCCAGGGCCGCCUGUGCAAUAAGACCUCGGAGGGCAUGGACGGCUGUGAACUCAUGUGCUGCGGCCGGGGCUACGACCAGUUCAAGACGGUGCAGCGAGAGCGCUGCCACUGCAAGUUCCACUGGUGCUGCUACGUGAAAUGCAAGUUGUGCACAGAGAUCGUGGACCAGUUUGUGUGCAAAUAGGGCACGGACGAGGUGGGAGGAACUGCAGCCGCCUGCCAGCAAGGGGUGCAGGCCCCUCUCCCUUACCGCAGGACUAUCUCCACUUUAUUUAUAGAGUCCAAGGAGUUUUUGUCUUCUCUUAA
Messenger RNA from Lonchura striata (white-rumped munia), 1568 nucleotides. RefSeq names its product Wnt family member 5A (gene WNT5A). Gene Ontology annotation, molecular function: cytokine activity; frizzled binding. Lineage: Eukaryota; Metazoa; Chordata; Aves; Passeriformes; Estrildidae. The record is from RefSeq and is a predicted model, not a curated record. Gene Ontology annotation, biological process: cell fate commitment; multicellular organism development; neuron differentiation. Gene Ontology annotation, cellular component: extracellular region.